Messenger RNA from [Candida] anglica, 1140 nucleotides. NCBI's taxonomy places the organism in Eukaryota, Fungi, Ascomycota, Pichiomycetes, Serinales, Debaryomycetaceae. The record is from the annotation of a GenBank genome assembly.
AUGGCACCAGCUACAAUUAUCUGUAUUGGUAUGGCCGGGUCUGGUAAGACCACGUUCAUGCAAAGAUUGAACUCCCAUUUACAUACUAAAAAGACUCCACCUUAUGUGAUCAACUUGGAUCCAGCUGUUUUAAAAGUUCCAUUUGGUGCCAACAUUGACAUCAGAGAUUCUGUCAAAUACAAGAAGGUUAUGGAAGAAUACAACUUAGGUCCAAACGGGGCUAUUGUAACGUCACUAAAUUUGUUUCUGACCAAGAUUGAUCAAGUGAUCAAGUUGGUUGAAAAGCGUGCUGAUUCAUUUGAAAAUGUCAUCAUUGAUACUCCAGGUCAAAUUGAAUGUUUCAUUUGGUCCGCUAGUGGAGCUAUUAUUACAGAGGCCUUUGCCCUGACUUUUCCCACUGUUAUUGCAUACAUUGUAGACACUCCAAGAAACUCAUCUCCAACCACUUUCAUAUCCAAUAUGUUGUACGCAUGUUCCAUUUUAUACAAGACUAAACUUCCUAUGAUUAUUGUUUUCAACAAGACUGACGUUCAAAGCGCGGACUUUGCCAAGGAUUGGAUGACUGAUUUUGAAAGCUUCCAACAAGCCUUAUCUCUGGAUCAAGACUUGAACGGUGAAGAUGGAACUUCAUCUGGAUACAUGAGUUCAUUGGUGAACUCUAUGUCUCUUAUGUUGGAAGAAUUCUACUCCCAAUUGGAUGUGGUAGGUGUUAGUGCGUACACUGGUAAUGGGUUUGAUGACUUUAUGAAUGCAGUAGACAACAAGGUAGAUGAAUAUAAUGAAUUUUACAAAGCUGAAAGAGAAAGAAUAUUAAAGAAGAAGGAAGAUGAUGAAAAGCGAAGACAAACAAAAUCUCUUAAUAACUUGAUGAAAGACCUUGAUCUCAAGGAUGGGAACAAGGAUUCAGAAGUGUUAUCAGACUACGAAUCGGAAGACGAUAAGGAUGUCCAAGGUGAGCUUUUAAGAGAUGAAGACGAACCAGAAAGAGAAUACACAUUCCCAGAAGAUAGAAACUCCGAGUUGGACCCUGUGACAGAUUCAGACUUGCAAUCUCGUUACCAGGAAGCCUUUGAUGCCACUGCAAAGACUGCUUCUUCCAAGACAGCUGAAGCCAUUGCUCAAUACAUUAGACGUCAAUAG